This is a messenger RNA of Mercurialis annua (annual mercury), 1897 nucleotides long. RefSeq names its product pheophorbide a oxygenase, chloroplastic. The coding region runs from base 159 to 1760 and encodes 533 amino acids. Gene Ontology annotation, molecular function: pheophorbide a oxygenase activity; chlorophyllide a oxygenase activity; 2 iron, 2 sulfur cluster binding. Gene Ontology annotation, cellular component: chloroplast thylakoid. The record is from RefSeq and is a predicted model, not a curated record. NCBI's taxonomy places the organism in Eukaryota, Viridiplantae, Streptophyta, Magnoliopsida, Malpighiales, Euphorbiaceae. The transcript has 7 exons.
AAAGAGAAGAGAUGCUUCCACGCUAACAAUUCAACUGUACAAAUCUUGCACGCAAAUCCCUCUCUUUUUGUCUCUUUCUCUCACUACAUUUCUCAUUUUCUCUCACUACAAAAAAACCAAAUUUAUUCAUAAACAAGUCAAUAAAAAAAUAAAGAACCAUGGCUCUACUUGUUUCUGCUUCUUCCAUACCCAAUUCCAAAUUCUUAACACAAACCCAACUCAAACAUCCCACCUUUUUCUUUAACACAAUCUUCGCUACCCCAAAAUUUCCCAAGAGAAGGCAUAAAUUUUCUCCGCUCUGUGUGGCGGCACCUCCGUCGUCUCCGUCUGUAGAGAAGGCGGAGCAGGAGUUUGGAGUCUAUGAUGAGAGUGGAGAAGAGAGUGGUGAGACGAAAUUUUCAUGGAGGGAUCACUGGUAUCCGGUUUCUUUAAUUCUGGAUUUGGACCCUUCCUUGCCUACUCCGUUUCAGCUUUUGGGUCGAGAUUUGGUUCUUUGGUUCGAUUCGGCUAAUCAAGAAUGGGUUGCUUUUGAUGAUAAAUGUCCUCACAGGCUUGCUCCUUUAUCUGAAGGGAGAAUAGAUGAAAAUGGGCAUUUGCAAUGUUCAUAUCAUGGGUGGUCUUUUGACGGGUGUGGAUCUUGCACGAGGAUUCCUCAGGCCAUGACAGAAGGUCCUGAAGCUCGCGCAGUCAAGUCUCCUAGAGCUUGUGCAACUAGAUUUCCUACUAUGGUGUCCCAAGGACUUCUCUUUGUUUGGCCAGAUGAAAACGGUUGGGAAAGAGCGCACGCCUCCAUACCUCCAAUGUUACCUGAUGACUUUGAUAAACCCGAAUUCUCAUCAGUUACGAUUCAGCGUGAUUUGUUCUAUGGUUAUGAUACGCUCAUGGAGAAUGUCUCUGAUCCUUCCCACAUUGAUUUUGCUCAUCAUAAGGUUACAGGAAGGAGAGAUAGAGCCAAGCCUUUGCCAUUUCAAUUGGAGGGUAGUGGCACUUGGGGAUUUUCCGGUGCCAAUGAGGGAAAUCCACGGAUCAGUGCUAAAUUUGUUGCACCUUGUUACUACAUAAACAAAAUAGAGAUAGACACAAAGCUCCCUGUAGUAGGUGAUCAGAAAUGGGUUAUAUGGAUCUGUUCCUUUAAUGUGCCAAUGGCACCUGGGAAAACCCGUUCGAUUGUCUGUAGUGCUCGAAAUUUCUUCCAGCUAUCAAUGCCGGGGCCUGCCUGGUGGCAGGUGGUUCCUAGAUGGCUCGAGCACUGGACAUCAAAUCAAGUAUACGACGGAGAUAUGAUUGUUCUUCAAGGUCAAGAGAAAGUUUUUCUCUCUGAAUCAAGGGGAGGUUCAUCCGAUGUGAACGAGAACUACACAAAACUCACAUUCACACCCACUCAAGCUGAUCGCUUUGUCUUAGCCUUUCGUAACUGGCUGAGGCGACAUGGAAACAGUCAACCGGAGUGGUUCAGUUUUAAUGCUCAACAACCUUUGCCAUCGACAGUCUUCUCAAAACGUCAGAUGUUGGACAGAUUUGAGCAACAUACCCAGAAAUGUUCAUCCUGUAAAAAGGCAUAUGCAACAUUCCAGACAUUGCAGAAAAUUCUGAUUGGCGCAACGGUUGCUUUCUGUGCAACAGCUGGAAUUCCCUCAGAUUUGAACUUAAGGAUCGUCUUGGCUGCGCUCGCAAUUCUAAGUGCUGUGUCAGCAUAUAUUUUGAUACGACUAGAAUCGAACUUUGUUUAUGUUGAUUAUGUACAUGCGGAAAUUGAAUAACCCAUUUCUAGAUUCAUCAGUUUUAUAGGUUAUUAGAACAAAUUUUUAGUGAAAGUAAAAAUAUAGAAAACAGUGUCUUAUAUGUACAGAACUAUUGGUUUUGAUAAAUUUUAUAAAUUAAUUUUUUUCUCCGGUUA